CUCUCCACUGAUCAAUGAGCGAAGAAGAGCCGCUUUUCUCAGUUCUGUCUUUCAGUUUCUCUCUUCCAGGAAGGGGAAAAUUCCCACAUUCACAGGCAGAAAGUGGGGGAAGGGACGGAUUGAGAAAGAGCCGGCUCCAGCUUCUGGGAGCUCUCAGCAUUCAUCGCGAUUCAAUCCCCCCUCCCUUAUUUUUAUCCAAAACUGAAAAGGCAAAACUGAAUCAUGCAGGGCGCAUCUCUCGAGGCAGAUCUGUUGCAAACCUUUUGGGUUUGCCUUUUUGGAAAGAUGAUCGGAGGAACUUCUCUAUAAAACGCCUGCGGUUGGCUGGGAAAGGAUUUUUGCUCGGGUUGGAGGAAGAGGAAAGGAAAGAGAGGGGAAGAAAAAAAAAGAAAGCUGAGAACUUCCUGGUCUCUUUAUUUCCUCCUCUUCUGAGACAUGUCUGAGGGUCCUGGCCAGUGUUGCAUAAAGCAGGAAAGGAUUUCAUACACCCCUCCAGUGAGCCCGGUAACAAAUUACACUUCCUCAUCGCCACUACAUGUCCCAGUUCCUCGAGCAAUCAGGAUGGAGGAAGAUGCGAUCAGACUCCCAGCCCAUCUGCGCUUACAGCCCAUAUAUUGGAGCAGGGACGAUGUGGGCCAGUGGCUGAAGUGGGCUGAGAAGGAGUUCUCGUUGAGACCCAUUGACAGCAACACUUUUGAGAUGAAUGGCAAGGCGCUCUUGCUUCUGACCAAAGAAGAUUUUCGAUACAGGUCUCCACAUUCAGGUGAUGUGCUAUAUGAGCUUCUUCAGCAUAUCUUGAAGCAAAGGAAUUCUCAUGUACUGUUUUCACCAUUUUUCCACCCUGGGAACUCUAUCCAUGCUCAAUCAGAUGUCAUGUUACACCAGAACCAUGAUGAAGACAAUUUUGUCCACAGACCUUCACGACAAUCGGCAGAUGCAGUCCAUCAGAAUCCACCGACCAUUGAACUGUUGCAUCGUUCUAGAUCUCCCAUCAGUGCCAACCACAGGCCUUCACCUGAGCCCGAGCAGCGGUCAUUGAAAUCGCCACUGGAGAACACUGUUCGUCGUCUCUCACCAACUGAAAGGCUCUUGGGGACGAGACACCACCAGGAAAACAAUCACCAGGAGUCUUACCCUCUCUCAGUGUCUCCUAUUGAGAAUAACCACUGCCCAACCCCUUCUGAAGUGCUUCAGAAACCUUCCAGCCCCCGGCAGGAAAAUACCAGGGUGAUCCAGCUGAUGCCCAGCCCCAUCAUGCACCCUUUGAUACUGAACCCUAGGCACUCUGUCGAUUUCAAAGCCUCGAGGUUGUCUGAAGAGGGGCUGCACAGAGAGGUGAAGCCCAUCAACCUCUCCCACCGAGAAGAAUUAGCAUACAUGAACCACAUCAUGGUCUCUGUCUCCCCUCCUGAAGAGCACACAAUGCCAAUUGGAAGGAUAGCAGACUGCAGGCUCCUUUGGGAUUAUGUCUAUCAGCUGCUGUCAGAUACCCGGUACGAAAACUUCAUCCGAUGGGAGGACAGGGAAUCCAAGAUAUUCCGGAUAGUGGAUCCUAAUGGGCUGGCCCGGCUGUGGGGGAACCACAAGAACAGAACAAAUAUGACCUACGAGAAAAUGUCUAGAGCCCUGCGCCACUACUAUAAAUUAAAUAUUAUCAGAAAAGAACCAGGACAAAGGCUUUUGUUCAGGUUCAUGAAGACCCCAGAUGAGAUUAUGAGUGGUCGCACCGAUCGCCUGGAGCAUCUUGAAUCUCAGGAACUGGAUGAGCAAAUAUACCAAGAAGAUGAGUGUUGAAGGAACCGCUCCUUCUGCUUCUCUUUGGUCUGUGGAAGAACAGUCUGUAUGGAGGCACAUUUGGGUGGAAAAUGAGACCCAGGACUUGGCAUUUGGAGCACCUCGUGCAGGACCCUAGAGCACCUUAGCAAAACAAAUUUGUAACAAGGGUGGCAUUGGCAGCAAGAUUUUGAAGAGAGAGAGAGAGAAACAUAGCACUACUACAUUGUUCCUUUAGAAUCUUCCUCACCCUGUAGUAGGUUUUCCCCUUUUUGGUUGGUUGGUUUUUCUUUUCUAACAUGCCAUUUGGACUUUUAAAAUGACUUUUUCGAGCAAAAUGUCAGGUUUUUGCUUAUUCUGAAGGCUUUCCUAUGGAAAUGUAGUGCAACUAUUUUCUAGACAAAGUCUCACAACAUGAUCCCAACGUAACAACAAAUAGUGACAAAUGGCACAAGAUGUGUUAGAAAGCAUCUCCAGUUGCCUAAAUUGCUUUUAUUCACUGUUGCCAUGGAGGUAGAAGAUCACGGAUUACAAUCAGUGGUUAAAAGGUAUCGGAAAUGGAGAGGCAUUUUCCUAUUAUAGAUCUGGGAGAUCUCAUCAACAUAUAUUGAGUUGGUGCCAAGUCUUGAGGUGUCAGCUAGCACCCAUUGUAUAUAGACCUUACCCAAACACCUCAGUUCUGUGAGGAUAAGAAAUAAGUAGGAGAAUCUCUAACAAAAUGCAAUAGAUUUCUCCAAGCUUUUGACCAGUCAAAUAAGGCUUAAAUGAAAACCACACUGAUAGGAUGAAUUCUUGCUUGACUAGCUCUUCUGAGCCAUCACCAGUAUAUUUGCAAUUGCCAAGAGGGAAGUUAAUUUUCUGUUCUAGGUAGAAGGAAGGCUUGAUCCUGAGAGAAGGGAAGGGGGUUAGAGCCUUCAGUAGGGUGGCUUAUUCUUUCUAGAAGCUUCCCAAGAGCAGCCCACAUGUCUCUGAGAGACUGUCAGCACAACUAGAUAUGCUAGAAAAACCACAGGUCACAUGGCUGGGCUGAUCUUUCUAUUGACUUUGUUUUGCCUUGUUCCUUUCUAAUGCAACAUCACAAUUUUCAGGCCAUCUUGCCCAUUUUUAUGUAGAAUUUAACAUAAGGAAUUGCAUUCUGUUAAAUUUAAGUGUUUUUGUUUCUGACAGCUCUAAGUUGGUUUUGCAAGCCUUUGUGAGAUGAGUUUCAGAAGUGCCUUUUGUGGGUAGGAAGUCUUUGCCCCUUAAAUCUCAAUGAGUUCUUUCUGCUGAGGGUUGUUCAAUUAUGCCGAAGUCAGCACUGUUACCCUGUGGUUCUAUGCCACCAAAUUUCUUACUCUUCAUAUGUUCGUGUGUACACCUGGUGAUAUGUGUUACAGCAUCCACACCUUACAAAAAGCCAUUGACAAGGUAGUGUAUAUUUUACACUAAAUAAAUCAACAUUCUGUGCCAAGGUAACUUAAACUCCACUUCAGGAAAAAUGAAAUUGUAUAACUUGUAUCAGAUGUGCAAAUUAAGCACAACUGCCUAUGCCUGCUUAAUUUGCAUAAUGUGUUCUAUUUCUAGUAGUUGGGGAGGGGCAUAAAGACUGAUGUCUAGAAGCCCGGCCCUCUCCAACCCCAAUGACUAGAAAUCCUGCUGCCUUUCUAAUUUCUGAAAUUUCACCACACAUUUUCAAGCCUAUCUUUAUAGCCUGAAAGGCUAGAAACUUGCUUAAAAAAAAUAAUUAAAUUUGAGAUUCUCAAGAUGCUGAGUACAGUAUUUGCAUGAUGUGGCCAUGGAAUUCACCCAACCAUGGCCAUUGGUUGAUUACACAAAGGUAUUCACUAGAAAAUUGACAAGGUCCUGUUCCUGAGAUAUUUUUUUUUCUAUAAAUGUUUACUAGUGAAAUAAAAUGUACUACUGAUCAAAAUCUUUUUUAAAAAAAAUAUUUAAAAUGCAGCAUAUGGAGAAAAUAAUUUUGCACACACAUAAAACAAACAUUCAUUUUGACACACAUGUGCCCUGUCAUUUCCCCUCUCAUUGUUCAUCAGCCUGCCCAUGGACCCCUGGCAGUCUUCCUUUCCCUUCUCCCUAAAGCUUCCAUAACCACUGCCCCAUCUCUAAUUUCUCUAUGACUUGUACUUUGGUCAGUUAGGGAGCCUGCAUGCAUUGGUCACAAGAGCUGCUCAGUCUGCAGGGCCAAUAUAAAACAGCCCCAGCAUCAUCUUAAAUGGCUAAAGAUGUGGCAAUAUUGCCAAGGUUUUAGGGAAUUGUUUCUAAUGAGCUUCAAGUCCUACUCAUUACAGACUUUAGAACUUUCAGAUUAACUGCUUUAUAUAUUUGCAGAGGGCUCAAAUUCCAUUUAUUGUUUCUGAAUUUGCAGUUUAUUAUUAAUUUUUUGCAGAUCCUUAUAUAGCUUAUAGUUGGCUCUCUCUUCUAGGUACUUAUAAGCAAUUCAAAAAGCUUAAGUCACAACUGUCAACACAGAUGCAAAUCAUAUUUCCAAAAUUAAACAAGGCUAUACUUCUAAAAGGGCAUAUACAUCUACGCAGGUUCUUACAGUACUUAUUUUCCUCCAAGGAAGCAGCUGACUGUGUGGGCAAGUGUAACAUAUGAACUGUGCAAUCAUGAGUCUGGUCUGAAACCAUUUCUGCAAUGGUAGCAGCUUGAAAAAGAAAAUUGCUGGCUGCUGGAAGAAUGAGAUAUAUUUACAACUGGAACAGUGUAUUUGUCAUAUUCAAAUCUGAGUUCUUGCUUCCUUUGGGGCAAAUUACAUUACAAUGUAUGAAGAGAGUAGCCAUCUGUCCAGUUUGUGACACCAAGUAAAACCCAUUUCUUCAUGAUGUUCUGCACUUCCCUGCCUGAGCAGUGGCAGUCAGUAAUAACCAGGAUAGAUGUUAGUUCUUGAACUAAUAGGAAACCUGGUCUUAAAAUGUAAAGAUGCUGGGAAACAGUUGUGCUGCAAGUACUCACUUUGAAGUUCUCCAUACAAACAGAGCAUUGGAAAACAACCCUGAAUUCACACAAGGGCUAAAGAUGCAAUUCUUUAAUGAUUUAUCUUUAGACAACUGCUGCCAUAUGCAAAUUAAGAAUGCAAUGGUGUGUUUGUUUUUAAAGAAAAAUCCUUUUAUUGUUCAACAUAAAUUAUAGUCUAAUGACGAUGAUGAUGAUGGCUCUUUUUCCUUUGAGGUGUUGGGUAAGGGAUUGAAUUGAAUGAAUGUAACAAAGCAAGCAAGAAUGCCUCUUCUCAGGGCCAGUGAGUUGCAAAUAAUUUUUAAAUGCUUGUAAUUACAUCAUCUCAAUAAAUUUUUUAAUAUAAAAAGAA
Hemicordylus capensis (graceful crag lizard) is the source of this 5077-nucleotide messenger RNA. It is a transcript of the gene ETV6, whose product is annotated as ETS variant transcription factor 6. Bases 436 to 1794 code for a protein of 452 amino acids. Lineage: Eukaryota; Metazoa; Chordata; Lepidosauria; Squamata; Cordylidae. The transcript is spliced from 8 exons. Gene Ontology annotation, molecular function: DNA-binding transcription factor activity, RNA polymerase II-specific; sequence-specific DNA binding. The record is from RefSeq and is a predicted model, not a curated record. Gene Ontology annotation, cellular component: nucleus. Gene Ontology annotation, biological process: regulation of transcription by RNA polymerase II; cell differentiation.